AUAAACCUCAUCGCUCCCUCAAAACUUUCCACAUCGCAAUUUCAUUUUUUUGAUUGCAUUCAGCACAGAAAGAGUCAUGGCUGCCUUACUGAAAAGCUUCGCCUCGAUGUUCCUGCUUAUCGGGGUGCUCAGUAUUCUUACAGUGUCCGCUUGGGGACAAGGUGAUGAGGUGUUGUUUAGAGUUCACCAGCCUCUAGAAGAGGGAAGCGUCUUGAGGAUUGCUGGAAACAGCAGUGAAUUCAGAGAUGGGACCAUGAUUCGGGACGGUGAUGAUGUUUGGACUCUCAAAAUGACUCUGACCGGAGGAAAAUCAUAUCAAGUGUGGCUAGAGGUCAACGACUGUACUUGUAACGCAGACAAACCCUACGCUUUUGCCUUGCCUAAUCCAGCCUUUAAUGUUACAAAAGAUUUGACCGGCUACUUCCAUUGUAAUGACUGCUUACUGCCAACCCCAAGCCCACCUCCGCCCCCAAGCCCAAGCCCACCACCACCAAGCCCAAGUCCACCACCCCCAUUUCCUCCACCACCAAGCCCUCCACCUCCAAGUCCAAGCACACCACCCCCAAGCCCUCCACCUCCAAGCCCAAGCCCACCACCUCCAAGCCCACCACCACCAAGCCCAAGUCCACCACCCCCAUUUCCUCCACCACCAAGCCCUCCACCUCCACCCCCAAGCCCUCCACCUCCAAGCCCUAGCCCACCCCCACCAAGCCCAAGUGAAUCACCGGUACUGUUUGUAGUUAACAAUGAACUGGAAGAUGGAGUGUAUAGGGUUGUCGGAAACGCUCCUGUAUUGGGCGAUGGGGACCCUGUUAAAGCUCCUAAUAUGACAUACGACUCCACUCACCUUUGGUCUCUCGAAGUGGAUUUGACUCAAGGACAAACCUAUGCAGUGAAUCUAUCGGUCAACCAGUGUCUUUGUACAGGUGGUCCCACUGUUUUUACCGUGCCACUAAGUGAACCUACUCCUCUUGAGGUCAAAUUGAACAACUACGUUUGUUAUCCUUGCCCAGCCUCAGUUUAGAGCAAUUCGAUGAUUUUCAACACCAUUCGCCGCGUCGUUGAGAUGUUCUCUUAUGUGAAGCGUGUUGUCUAAGUAAACAGUGUAUCCCUCUAUCGUCACCGUUAUAAAUAAGUGCUGUAAUGUGCACCUUCGUGUGUUAUGUCUCUAUAUGAAUGGAAAUAUUAUGCGUGUUA
Cryptomeria japonica (Japanese cedar) is the source of this 1197-nucleotide messenger RNA. RefSeq lists its product as uncharacterized. The record is from RefSeq and is a predicted model, not a curated record. Bases 77 to 1024 code for a protein of 315 amino acids. Lineage: Eukaryota; Viridiplantae; Streptophyta; Pinopsida; Cupressales; Cupressaceae. Gene Ontology annotation, molecular function: starch binding. The transcript is spliced from 4 exons.